Molecule: messenger RNA, 414 nt
Organism: Penicillium maclennaniae
Lineage: Eukaryota; Fungi; Ascomycota; Eurotiomycetes; Eurotiales; Aspergillaceae
Exons: 3
Coding region: 1-414 (137 amino acids)
Source: RefSeq, a predicted model, not a curated record
AUGUCGAAGAACCGAAUGCCCCUUUACCUCGCCCUCGCUGGUGCGGGCGCAGGUGGUUACUACCUGUACCGCGCAGGCGGCGACGUCGACGGUGCCAAGAAGGCAAUGAAGAUUGACGCCGAGAAGGCCCGUGAGAAGUUGCCCACUAGUGGUGAUGCCGAGAAGGCCGGCGCCAACUACGGAAAGGAAGCCGGUGCGGCUGUCGAUGAAGCUAUCAACAACGCCCGCUCCAAGUUCAAGCCUGACGAGAGUAUUCCCGAGAUGGCGGAGGAUGGCAAGAAGAAGUUCAGCGAGCUCAGCGAGGAUGCGCGGAAGAGGAUCAACGAGGGCAUCGAUAAGAUGGAUCGCACGGUUGAGCAAAAGGCCGCUGAGGCCAAGGGAACCGCGUCUGGCUGGUUCUCGGGCAAGAAAUAA